Drosophila montana is the source of this 734-nucleotide messenger RNA. Its product is annotated as V-type proton ATPase 16 kDa proteolipid subunit c-like. Gene Ontology annotation, molecular function: proton-transporting ATPase activity, rotational mechanism. The record is from RefSeq and is a predicted model, not a curated record. NCBI's taxonomy places the organism in Eukaryota, Metazoa, Arthropoda, Insecta, Diptera, Drosophilidae. The transcript has a single exon. Gene Ontology annotation, cellular component: proton-transporting V-type ATPase, V0 domain; membrane. Bases 84 to 614 code for a protein of 176 amino acids. Gene Ontology annotation, biological process: proton transmembrane transport.
UUGCCUUUUGCAUUUGCAUGUGAUUUAAGUUAAAUGAAAAUCAAAUUUCAUCAAAAUAAAAUCAAACAAAUAAUAUAAUAAUUAUGGCUGAGCAACGGGUCAAACACUAUAAAAGCGCCAAUGAGGACUAUAAGGUCAGAGAACUCAUCUUGUUUCCGGAUUACGGACCAUUCUAUGGCAUAAUGGGCGUGGUCGCUGCCAUUGUAUUCUCAUCGAUUGGUUCCGCAUAUGGGACAGCAGUUUCUGGCACGGGAAUUGCCGCCACGGCAGUUAUGCGUCCGGAGCUGAUCAUGAAAUCGAUUAUUCCCGUUGUUAUGGCGGGAAUCAUAUCCAUCUAUGGACUGGUCGUAUCGGUGCUUAUUUCUGGACAACUGGAUAGCGCUGCAAAUUAUCCGGUGGCCAAGGGUUAUAUGCAUCUGGCGGCCGGUCUAUCAGUCGGCAUGUGCGGUCUGGCCUCCGGGUAUGCGAUUGGAAUUGUCGGCGAUGUGGGUGUGCGUAAUACGGCGCUGCAACCACGUCUGUUUAUUGGCAUGAUCUUGAUACUGAUAUUCGCUGAGGUGCUGGGACUAUAUGGCAUGAUUGUGGCCAUAUAUCUAUACACGAAGGACGUUUAGACUCUUGUGCUGCUCAUUUUUUCUAAUAAAAUUGCAUAUUACAUGUGAAAUAUAAAUAAUUUCAAAUAUGGCGCCAAAAAAUGGUCAAAUAAACGAUUGUUAAUAUCGAUUAGCGAUAAA